Vitrella brassicaformis is the source of this 1855-nucleotide messenger RNA. The record is from the annotation of a GenBank genome assembly. NCBI's taxonomy places the organism in Eukaryota, Vitrellaceae.
AUACAUUGCAAUGACGUGGGGUUAUUUAUUGAAAGCUGACUUUCUGUGUCUGCUGGCCGCGUGCUGCAUAUGCCUGUGUCUGCGUGUGCGCCGUGCACCGCCGCACACGCACACGCACAGACACUACAUGCACAUGCACGGACGAAGGGGUGUGCGUCUCCUUCCCUCUCUCUCCAUGUGUGUGUGUCGGCGCCUUGCACCCUGACUCUGUGGGAGGGAUGAGAUGAGUUUGUUAUGUGUAGUCGGCAUGGUCAAGGCAAGUUGAGCGAGUUGCCUGUCCGGUCUGUUGGCUGAGUACUCGAAACCACCUGUCUACCCUGCUUCGAGGAAGGAGGAAAACAGCCAUGCACUGAAAAGAAGCAGAGGGCCCCUGCAACUGACAUACGUGCAUCGAAGAGGCUACAGCGCAUGGCCAUCUGUCUGUUUGUCCAGCUGUCCACGACAAUGGACAGAGAUGACAGACACAGACACACAUCCGUAAAGCACCGACAAAAAGGCACACGUAGGGCAACCAGACAGACAGACAGACAGAGAGAAAGAGAGGAUCUGCCUCAUAAUUUCCUUACACACAGCACCUACCACUCACCACACCAUCCAGCCUACACCACACCACCCACAUGUGUACACGUCCAGUCACGAACCUCACUCAGCCAGCCGAGUUGAAGAAAGAAUGCCAUUAAUGAAUGCAGGAUAGAUCACCCCCUCCCACUCACGGGUGGAUGGCCUUGACACAUGCCUCGAGGCUGUCGCCAUGGGUGAAGGUGAACCGGGUGCGCACCUUCUUCCACAGACCGAAGGCAGAGCAGUGCACUCUGACGUGUGUCUUCCCCGUCACGUGCCACCGCGCCCAGUCCCUCCACAAAUGAAACAACAUCUUCGGUCCGCCAGGGCCCUGCUCGACGCGCCCCACUCCGAUGCCCACUCUGUACGUGUCGAAGCGGUAACAUGCAAUUUGGUUGUUGUGGCCUUCGUGGGGGCUGGGCCGUGCAUCGAAUCCGCGGAUGAUUUCCCACGCCACACGGCCACGCACCUGGAUGCUGAUCGUGGCCUCGGCACACCCCUUGUGAACCUCGCCAACAGACGAUGCCUCGACGCAGAAUGCGAGCGGCUGGUCCCCGGUGUUGAUGCUGAACUUGAGGUAUGCAUCGCCCUCGGUGGUCAGCUCCCCAGCGUCGGCAUCCCACGUCCCACUCCCUGUCAUCCUUCUGAGCUCCAGAGGGAAACGCUGCUGCUUCUUCUCGGGGACGGGGAGCCCCAGCAUGUCGCUGAGCCUCACAUACUCCGCUCGCAGGUCCACGGGGAUGGCCGAUGGGCCCACCUCGGCCAGGUGCCUCUCCAGGCUCUCCCGCUCCAGCCGCUUGACGAUCAGCGCGAAGCUGUCAGCGUCAUAGUGAGGCAGAAGGAUGCGGCCCUGGUCGUCUUUCUUGCAAUGGUCGCUCCAUAUGUCGCUGAGCAUCAGCGUCAGGCAGGAACUCGGAAACUGCGAGCGAAGGUGCGCCACCACAGAUGACGAGAGCGUCAUUGGGCUGCCGCCAACGAUGAGAUCUACAUCCGAAGGGGCAGAAGAGUCGUUCGACGACAGCAUGGUUGUUGAAGGAGGGGGCGGAGCGGACGGCAUGACGGUCGAAUCAGCGACACUGAUGCGCACCCCCCACACACAACAAAGACGAUUUGGGAGAGAUCUCCACCUCGCUUCCCAGCCUGUGCGUACAUACCUCGAGAGCUCGUGCUGCUGCAUCCCUUCAACCAGACGGAGAUCUCUUCAGCCGAAGUCCUGAUGCACACAGAGGCGAGUGCAGGUCUGGGAACCAUCUUCCCUCAUGUGCACACCUGCGCUCCACCCGGAAGUUUCUGG